CCUCCCACAAAUUCACUUCAAGCCAAGUCCAUCCUCUAGAGUUCCGCUCGUGCAAAGCUGGUCGGGAGGGUAAGGCUUGGUUUAAAGACUACUCUUCUCGUUAUGUGUUAAAUGGUGCAAGAGCCGAACCCCCUCCUUCCCCUUAGUUGUUCUAUUGCUACCAUAAUGCUCCUAGUCCAAUCGGUCGGCCGGAUCGUACGCUUUGGGCAAUCGCAGGAUUGCUUCAUUGUCCAGAUAUACGUGGAAGGCAGCUUCAACAAGCAACAAAUCAUGUCGUCGACCAGGAAUGCUCUCGCCGGGCUCGCGGCUAUGGUAUCUCAAGAAAAGCUGAGCGACUUGUACGACCGCGGUGAUGGGUCGAUUACGGUUCCGGUCCGCGACUUAGAGGGCUUUGUUCUCUACAACGGGACCCUCUUCCAGAGGGAGCAUCCCCAGUGCCCAGCGGCUGCGAAGGAGCUGAAGACUCUGACUCCAACGGAGGUCCUGGCCUAUUAGUUCCAGAACAUUGGCUUUCGAAAUGUGGAGGUCACGGGCGACGAUCGGACCCCGAUCAUGACACAGACAGCGGGUCACAUGUUCGAGACGGACGCCGACUUGGGUGUGACGCCGAAGGCUACUCCAACGAAGCGCAAGCUGCAGACGAUCGAGGAGCUCGAUGCCAUGAACAAGACGUUCGCGAACAUGCCGCCGGUGUCGUCCCAACCGGAUUCGAUGUCA
Molecule: messenger RNA, 717 nt
Organism: Trematosphaeria pertusa
Lineage: Eukaryota; Fungi; Ascomycota; Dothideomycetes; Pleosporales; Trematosphaeriaceae
Exons: 1
Coding region: 112-495 (127 amino acids)
Source: RefSeq, a predicted model, not a curated record